AUGGCAGCCUGUCUGUUGCAUCAGACGCGAGGCUGCUGCUGCGCUGCUGCUGCUGGCGGGCUCUCUGCAGGGCAUCCAGGAGCCGGGCGAGGGACCCCUCCUCCUCCGCUCGAUCUCGCUCUUCUUCCCCCCAGUCGUUGCUGCUGCGCGGCUCCUCAGCACCGAACCUCCUUCGGGCCAGGCCGUCGCCUCCCGCGCCCAGAAUGCUCGGUGGGACCAACCAUUUCCUAAGGCGAUUCUCCACCGCGGCCACGAUGUAUUACCAAAAUAAACUAAAGCUAGCUUUAAUAGGUCAGAGUCUUUUUGGACAAGAAGUGUACAGACACUUGCAAAAAGAAGGCCAUAAAGUGGUGGGAGUGUUCACUGUCCCAGACAAAGAUGGAAAGGUCGACCCUUUGGCAUCAGCUGCAGAAAAAGAUGGGACCCCUGUAUUCAAGUUCCCAAGAUGGAGGGUCAAAGGCAAGCCUAUCCAGGAAGUUCUUGAAGCAUAUGAAUCAGUUGGAGCAGAGCUGAAUGUGCUUCCCUUCUGCACACAGUUCAUUCCCAUGGAUGUUAUUGACAGACCAAAGCAUGGUUCUAUUAUCUACCAUCCAUCAAUCCUUCCCCGGCACAGAGGAGCAUCUGCAAUCAACUGGACUUUAAUUCAUGGAGACAGAAAAGCAGGAUUUACAGUUUUCUGGGCGGACGAUGGUCUGGACACUGGCCCAAUUCUCCUGCAGCGAGAAUGUGAUGUUGGCCCAAAUGAUACUGUGGAUGACCUAUAUAAUCGGUUUCUUUUCCCAGAAGGAAUAAAAGCCAUGAUAGAAGCUGUGCAAUUAAUUGCCGAUGGUAAAGCUCCUCAUGUCCCCCAGUCUGAAGAAGGGGCAACUUAUGAAGGCAUCCAGAAGAAAGAAAAUGCAGAGAUUUUUUGGGAUCAACCAGCAGUAGCUUUGCACAACUGGAUCAGAGGGCAUGAUAAAGUACCUGGAGCUUGGGCACUGAUUGAUGGUCAGAGGGUUACUUUCUAUGGGUCAACAUUACUUGAUAGUUCAGUACCCCCUGGCAAGGAACUGGUGAUACAAGGAGCCACCCAACCUGGACUUGUAACUAAGAAUGGACUUGUUCUUUUUGGCAAUGAUAAAAAGAUGUUGCUGAUAAGACAUCUACAGUUUGAAGAUGGAAGAAUGAUCCCAGCAUCUAAAUAUUUUUCUAGGGAUGAGGUGUCCACUGUAAAUCUUACUGAAGAGGAGAAAAAGAUGGCAGAAGAUAUCAAGUCCAUUUGGAAAGGAAUUUUGAGCAAUGUGGCUGCCAUUGAAGAUUCUACCGACUUCUUUAAAUCUGGAGCAUCCUCUAUGGAUGUUGUUAGAAUGAUUGAAGAGAUUAAACAAACUUGUUGUGGCCUUGAGCUACAGAAUGAAGAUGUCUAUAUGGCACCUAAGUUUGGAGACUUUAUCCAAAUGGUUGUUCGGAAACAUCGGGGAGAAGAUAAGGAGGAAGAACUGGUAAUAGAUUAUGUUUCAAAAGAUGUCAACAAUAUGACUGUAAAGAUGCCGCAUCAGUGUUUUAUCAAUGGACAGUUUAUAGAUGCUGAAGAUGGAAAAACAUACGACUCUAUAAAUCCAACUGAUGGAUCAGUGAUUGCCCAGGUGUCCCUGGCUACAGUCAGUGAUGUUGACAAAGCAGUAGCAGCUGCAAAGGAGGCCUUUGAGCAAGGUGAAUGGGGAAGAAUGAAUGCUAGAGACCGAGGGAGAUUGAUGUACAGACUUGCAGAUCUGAUGGAGGAACACCAAGAAGAACUGGCAACCAUUGAAGCCAUUGAUUCAGGAGCUGUUUACACUCUAGCUUUGAAGACUCAUGUGGGAAUGUCUGUCCAAACAUUCCGAUACUUUGCUGGAUGGUGUGACAAAAUACAGGGGACUACCAUCCCAAUUAAUCAUGCACGUCCAAAUCAUAAUUUAACUUUCACCAAGAAAGAACCUUUAGGCGUCUGUGCAAUUGUCAUUCCUUGGAAUUACCCACUGAUGAUGCUUGCGUGGAAAAGUGCAGCAUGUUUGGCUGCUGGCAACACCUUAGUUCUGAAACCAGCACAGGUCACUCCUCUGACUGCCUUGAAGUUUGCAGAGCUCUCUGUCAAAGCAGGAUUUCCCAAGGGUGUUAUAAAUAUUCUACCUGGUUCAGGUGGUUUAGUAGGACAACGUUUGUCUGAACACCCAGAUAUUCGAAAACUUGGAUUUACUGGUUCAACGCCAAUUGGGAAACAGAUCAUGAAGAGUUGUGCAGUCAGUAACCUGAAGAAGGUUUCCUUGGAACUGGGUGGAAAAUCUCCUCUGAUUAUAUUCAAUGACUGUGAACUUGACAAAGCUGUGAGGAUGGGCAUGGGAGCCGUUUUCUUCAACAAAGGAGAGAACUGCAUUGCAGCUGGUAGACUGUUUGUGGAAGAAACCAUUCAUGAUGAAUUUGUUAGGAGAGUGGUGGAAGAAACUAAAAAGAUGAAAAUCGGCGAUCCACUGGACAGAUCCACAGACCAUGGUCCCCAGAACCAUAAGGCCCAUUUAUUAAAACUUUUGGAGUACUGUGAAAUUGGGGUGAAAGAAGGAGCCACACUGGUGCUUGGAGGAAGACAAGUAUGUAGACCAGGUUUUUUCAUGGAACCUACCAUCCUGACAGAUGUUGAAGACCAUAUGUAUGUUGCAAAGGAAGAAUCCUUUGGCCCUGUAAUGGUCAUUUCAAAGUUCAAAGAUGGGGAUAUUGACGGUGUACUAGAACAAGCCAACAGAUCAGAAUAUGGCUUGGCUUCAGGGGUCUUCACCAAAGACAUAAGUAAAGCUCUGUAUGUCAGUGACAAACUGGAAGCCGGAACGGUUUUUAUUAACACCUAUAACAAAACGGAUGUUGCAGCUCCAUUUGGUGGAUUCAAACAGUCUGGCUUUGGAAAAGAUUUAGGCGAAGAAGCACUUCAUGAGUAUCUCAGAACGAAGGCAGUAACAGUGGAAUAUUAAUCAACAAAGCAAUUCCAUUGAUAAUAGAUUUAACUUUAACAUAUUUCCUCAAGCACAAGGCAGGCGGGACUGUUAGAGACAUUUGCUGGCAUUACAAAAACCAGAACCUCAUCCUACUGAGCCAGGGAAGAACACUUGAAUUCCUGUCAGACAUUCUCUCUUCAGCUAUAGUUUGUUGCCAAGCUUCUACUGACCUAGAUCCACUAGCAGUAUUUGCAGUUUAGUAGGGCCCCCGAGAUGCGUUCAAGACUUUUCUGUGAAAUAUCUCCAGCUGUAUCCUCUCUUAUUGUUUUGCCUUUAUUAUCCACUAAACUAAAAUAUCAGUUGCAAAGUUACUGCACAUCUAGUGGUGGAUCCACAUUUAUAUAACAGUGCACUGAAGUCUCCAGCUCCCUAAGCAAGAAGCAGUGGGCUAGACUGCUUGUGUUCUCCAAAGUCAACACGUGGCUUUCUUAACUUAAGUUUCUAAAACGGUGCAUUAGACCAGCAUUAAGUGUCUUUGUUUCUGAAACACACAUCCAGCAGCAUAUUUUAAGCAACAUAGAAAGUCACUUGACUAUAAACAUUGUAAAUGAAUUCAAGGAAGUGCACUUACUAUAAUACAGAGCUUGACAUCUGUGUUGAACUAUGCAUAUAAAAGCUAUAGCAAAUAUUUUAUAAUCUGUUUGCCAAUAAUGUAAUCAACAGAGUUGUGAAUGCAAAUUACAUUAAACUAUGCGUGCUUUACAA
Sphaerodactylus townsendi is the source of this 3707-nucleotide messenger RNA. It is a transcript of the gene ALDH1L2, whose product is annotated as aldehyde dehydrogenase 1 family member L2. Gene Ontology annotation, molecular function: aldehyde dehydrogenase (NAD+) activity; formyltetrahydrofolate dehydrogenase activity. The record is from RefSeq and is a predicted model, not a curated record. Lineage: Eukaryota; Metazoa; Chordata; Lepidosauria; Squamata; Sphaerodactylidae. The transcript has 23 exons. Gene Ontology annotation, biological process: 10-formyltetrahydrofolate catabolic process; one-carbon metabolic process; biosynthetic process. Gene Ontology annotation, cellular component: cytoplasm. The coding region runs from base 204 to 2978 and encodes 924 amino acids.